Messenger RNA from Panicum virgatum (switchgrass), 1489 nucleotides. RefSeq lists its product as uncharacterized. The record is from RefSeq and is a predicted model, not a curated record. The transcript is spliced from 8 exons. NCBI's taxonomy places the organism in Eukaryota, Viridiplantae, Streptophyta, Magnoliopsida, Poales, Poaceae. Bases 199 to 741 code for a protein of 180 amino acids.
UUGAAAUUUUUGAAAACGGACAUAUAUUUUUGAAAUUUUAAUUUUUUUUAAAUAUAAAAAAGAAAAAAGUUCUCGCCGUCGGCCAUCCCCGAUCCCUUCCACAAAGCCGGCGGCGGCGCGUUCGCCGAAGCUGGGUUGGCCGGCGUUAACUGAGUCAGGCUGCUUGUUCGCUGGUGAGCCCGAGCUUAAUCGGCCACCAUGGAUGUCCAAAAGCAAGAAACAAUGGAGGAGACCAUCCUUGUUGGCGAUGAUCUCAUGCGAGGGCUACCAUCACCUGUCAUACCGAAAGAGAUUGCAUCACAUGUCCUUGAAGGCGUUGAGCUUUGUGAUGGUAUACUAAGGAAUCUUUUCUUAUGCCUACAAAUAAAUGAUAUUGAGCCAUUCUGCCAAGAUGAAAUUGUGCUAUACCGACAAUGCGCUGAGAAAAGGGACAAGGAAAUAAGAGAACAGAUGCAAGCUAGUGAAUAUAAACUGGGUUUUUCAAUGCCUCUGGAAGAAGCAAUGGAGAGAGCUACCCAACUCCAAUCAGAAGUCACGCUGCUAGAAAGGCGCAUGAUUCUUGCAAGUGGACUUGAGGGUAUGGAAGGAUUUCGGCAGAGAUGGAGCUUGCACGGACAGCUUGAAGAUACAAGGAAAAGACUUGAGGCACUGAACCAUGGCAUUGGAAAAAGAGUGAAUCAACGUUCUAUGGGGGAAGGGACAAAAUCAGCUCCAGCUGGGAGGAAGUGGUUCUUUUGGUAGCCAUUGUAUUUGCUAGUGAGAGGCUCUACCUCUACUUCGAUGCUGCUGUCUCUUGUGGAAACGAGGGAAACGAGAGCUGAUCGAGGACUUCAAUUUCAACUACCUGCUGUAUCAAGGAAGGCUGGAAGGGGAUCGAUAUUGUCUUGAGCUCUCUAAAUAGAGCAUGCACGGAAAUGACCAACUGCACGUACAAGCUGAAACUGACGUGUGGACAUUUUAUAUCGCACCCCGCGCGAUCGGAUCGGAUCAGAGCAGCUCCAGCAUUUUGUUUCCUAAUCCAGUUCAAUUGCACGUGAUAUAUCAUUUGCAGCACUAACAAUUUUACAGUACCGGCGGCUGCUGCAGCGAGCUCCAGGAGCAAAUGCAGCGGUUUUUGUGGCUUGCAGCCGAGCUGCGCUGCUGGCUGUGCAGCUUCAGCUGCAGCCAGUGAAAAAAAUUACAAGCGAACAAUGCUCAUGUGUAGAUGCUCAAAAGCACAAGUAAACCUAGCUAUUCAUACUAAUAGGGAUUGUAAUUCAACCCAUGGGUGCAGUGCAUAUGCCACACCUGACGAUUGUGGUGUAAAAUUCAACUAGCUGGUGAAGGCACAGCUGGUAAAUUUCACCCGUGGAGCGACGCGCGAUAUGUCGGGUUUUGCUUCACCUAUAAAAAGAAUCCGUCCACCACUUUCGCCAUCAAAAUACCUGUGGUACAUGGUCAUGUAUCUGAAGCCCAUGUGUAAUGUGUUGUCCUCUCGACUUUCCUUUUU